Molecule: messenger RNA, 6662 nt
Organism: Oryctolagus cuniculus (rabbit)
Lineage: Eukaryota; Metazoa; Chordata; Mammalia; Lagomorpha; Leporidae
Source: RefSeq, a predicted model, not a curated record
CGCCCCGCCGCGCAGCCGCCCACGCUGGCCGCGCAGCCCCGCCCCGGGGCCGGCCAAGGCGCGCUCUCGGGCCAGGCCCGCCCCAGCCCACUUCUCAUGGUUCACUGCUGGCGGCGGCAGUCAGCUGCUCGCCGUGUAGCCGCUGCCCGAGGUGCAGUGAGACAGCAAGUCCUGGGAUCAAAUUCUGCCAAGGCUCCUAGUCAGCUGCACGCUUAGUAUCACUAAACCCGGUCCUGGGGUUGUGCAAUGCUUCCGUGGAAGAGUCCUAGGACGUGCAGCCAAGGAGCCACCCUUGCUUCUCCUCCACCUCCUAUAUCCACGGAACACCAGGAAUGCAGCCACCUCUUGCCACCUCUGUGGUUGCCACCAUGGCCAUAACCCAUCGUGUCUCCCCGGCCGAAGCCUCCCGGUUCAUCUGCCUGCCUUCAUCUGGCCCCUCCACAGCCCUCACAACUGCCAAAGAGUCUUCCCCGUCUCUCAGUCCAUCGCGCUCGGCCAUAGCGCUCGCCGAGUCCAGGGCCCCAUCUGCAGAACUUGAGCGGCGAUGACGUUUGCUGAGGACAAGACCUACAAGUACAUCUGCCACCACCACAGCAGCUUCUGCCGUGUGGAUGUUCUGGAGAUCCUGCCUUACCUGCCCUGCCUUACGGCAAAUGACCAGGAUCGGCUGCGGGCCUCCUACACGCGCCUGGGCAACCGAGACACCCUCUGGGACCUGUUCAACAGCCUGCAGCGGCGGACCGGCUGGGUGGAUUCCUUCAUCCGGGGCCUGAGGGCCUGCGAGCUGCCGGAGCUCGCUGACCAAGUGGCUGGCGAAUAUCAGCGCCACCUGCCUCGGGCUGCAUCCCACCCGGGAGCCCCUCGCGGGGCACCACAGGAGGCGCCAUCACUUCCUGCCGAGGUUCCUGGGGCCUCUGCACCUGCUGCAAACCCCAGCAUCCCCCACGCUGGCCACAGAGAGGAGCCAAGUUACCCCUUGCCUGUCCAGGACACCCAGCCUCCCAAGUCCCUGGGAGAGGGUUCAGAGCAAACGCCACACACACCCAGCUCUGGGGUCCUCCUGAGGACACCCAGCGUUCCCCUGGAGCCCUCCUCCUCUGACCCAGCAGCCCUCGGCCCUCCGAGCCCCAGCAGGCCUCAGGAGCAGGACACAGACUUGGCCAGCAUCCACACAGCAGGCUCCGGCUCCAGCCCCGCGCCACCCUGCGGACCUGUGUCUCCGUCCGUCUCCUUCCAGCCUCUGGCCCGUUCCACUCCCAGGGCGAGCCGCUUGCCCGGACCCGCCACGUCAGUUUCAUCCGCUGGCACCUCCUCACCCCCUGGCUUGGCUGCUGGACAGGGUGCUGGUGUCCAGGCAAAGGCCACCGUAUGCUCCAGCGACACAGUGCCCACCAGCUCUGUGCCCCCCAGUGCAGCAUCCUCCAGGGUGCCCAGCAACGCAAUGUCUGGGGACACAGUAGCCCCCACAGCGCCUGCCAGCUCCGCAUUCACCAGCACGGUGCCCUCCAAGUUGCCCACCAGCGCAAAGCCCCCCAGCGCAACGUCCUCCAACGUGCUUCCCAGUGUAGCACCAUCCAAACUGCCCAUCAGCUCAACAGGUGCUGGCACGGUGUCACCCAAAGUGCCUGCCAGCACGGCGCCCACCAAAACACCUGCCAGCACGGCGCCCACCAAAACACCUGCCGGCAUGGCGCCCACCGUCAAGAGCAGCACCAGGGCUGCGGGGACCCCGGUGGCUCCAGCACCCAGAGGUGCCACAGGAGGCAGUGAGCCCUGGCCAGACGGCAGCUCUGGCAGCUUGCACUCUGGGCCGGAGGUGAGCAAGCCAGGUGUGCUGGCCUCCCGGCUGGACAGCCAGCCUUUCUCGGGCUGCUCCGCGGAUCUCGCCAUCAGCCCCAGCAACUCGCUGCUCCCCGAGCCCGGCCACGGCCCAGAGGAGAACGAGUACGUGUCGGUGGGCACUUUUGGGCUCCACGUGGUAGAAUGUCCCAGCGCUGACCUGGAAAGCAAACCUGGGCUGAGCGCCACCCAACAGCCUCCACAGCCCACGGACGAGACUGUGCAAUGGGUCUGGGCAGAGCCCUGGGCUUUGUGGUUUGGGGCAGCCGUGGCCAGCGCACUCAUGGCCACACUGCUGGCUGUGCUGUACCGGCGGCGCCUGCUUCACUGAUGGCCCCAGGACCACCUGCUGCACACCUGCUCAGCCCUCACCGCAUGCUGCCUGCCCUUCAUCCCUUCCUCAGGGCUGCAGGGCUGGGCCAAGGGGAGCUGCGGGGCUGCAGGCCUGGCAGGAGAUGUGGAAACAGCAUUUCCGUCCCGGAUCGUGCCUUCUCUGGGUCCCUCUUCAUCCUUGGCUUCUCUGGAUCCUCCUCUGGCCCCCCUGCUCCAGACCCGCUCACCUGCAUCCCGGUUGUCACCCCAUGUGCUGGGGAGGGGUGCCUCCUGCCAGGCUCAUUUGCCCAAAUGUGCAGAUCAGGAGGUGCAGCUGGACAGCUCCUGGGGUUGGCAGUGCCCCUCGCCCUGUCCUGGUGCCCGAAGACCUGAGGGCAGGGGUGCUGUGUCAAGGGGCCUCAUAAGACCUCCUGUCCCCAGUGGCCCAGCCCAGAAGCCGCUGUGAGUCCUGCCCCAGCCACUUCACCCCCUUCUGGUCUCCAUUCUCAGCUCCCUUCUGGGGUCAGGGAGGGGCCGCCUGGUGAGCAGAGCUCAGCUCAAGGACUGGGCCUCAGAUGCAGCCCUCCCUGGGCUGGGUGGCCUUGGCAGAUGGUCCGACUCUGGUCUCACGUGGAUAGCGUGAGAACCUGGCUCAUGCUUUCCUGGGAUUUUCUGAAGCGAAGCAGACAGGGGUUGGCCCAGAGCCGGUGACCACUGAGUGCUUCCCUCGCUCUCCUGCUCAGCUUGGUAGAGCUGAGGGCAUGAAAGGCAGAGUGUGCGACAGGCUGGGGUGCAGCUCUGUAGGGCGGGCAGCCAGGCCUGCAGCUGCCCUGCCUCUCAUGAGCUCCGUGACCCCGAGUGAGCUAUCAGCCUCUCUGUGCCUCCAUUCCCAUCUGUAAAAUGGGGGUUAGCACACACAUAUGUAUUUAUAGACUCCUCAUGUGUGGUGAGGAUGAGUUGCUCUGAGUUGGACACCUGUUAUGACCACUGCUAAGUCUGGAGGGACUGCAGCUCCUGGCCGCGCCUUUGGGGACAGAGCCAGGUCUCCCGCUUUGGCCUCCUUCCUCCUCGAUUGCCUGUGCACCGGGGGACUGGGGGGCGGGAGGUGUGUCUACCUGGCCAGCCGUGCAGGAUGGGGACUGGGGUGUUCUCCCGCAGGGGCCAGGUGGGUAUCUGUGGUCCCAGCCUGAAGCCUGCCCACCCACUGGUGGGAAGAUUGGCUAUGUUUAUACUAGAAAUGCAUUGGGGUGCAUGGGUUCUCUGCAGGUGGCCGUCACUGGACAAGGGGCAGGCACAGGAGCUACCUGUGUUCCUGAGCUCUGCAGGGGACAAGAGCCAGUGUCUGCAGAGAUAUCGGGGUUGGGGGUCACUGUCGCUCACGGCCAGCCUGGCAGCCCGCGGGGUUUGGUGCCCUGCCCAGGCCGCCAGUUUCGCCUGCAGGGUCCUAAAGACUUCUUCCUCUGAGCUGCUGUUCAGCUCAUGCUCCAGGCCCAGCAGCCUGAGCUGUGAAACCAGGGAGACCCCUUCUCUAGCGGCCUGCAUCCCUGUGCAUCACCCCCGCCUGCCCUCGCCCAGCCCUCCCUGCUCCCCUGUUGGGUAGGGCAGUGAGCAGUUCACGCAGACGCCAGUUUUAAUCUGAAAAAGUAGGCGGCUGGAAGGUAUCACUCAGCCCCAGGACUGUGGCCAGAGGGCAGGGCCGGCAGUCAGGCGCCACGGGAAGUGCCUCCGGCAAGUGCAUAGCCAGCGGAGGGACUCCCGGCGCUCUCGCCUUGUGCUUCCAGAAGCCUGGCGUGGCCUGUCUUGAGCCCUGUCCUCGUGUCAGCUAUUGUCAGCCUGAAGUCCUCUCCAUGGCCACUUGAAGCAGGAGCAGAAACUGGCCCGUGAAUUGGCACGGUCAGAUCACAGUAGUCUUGCCUUUGGAUGCAGCUUUCAGCUGCAUGCUGGAGACAGAGCUGGGUCCCCCUCCCAGCCUGGGUGUCAGAGGAAGCCAGAACCUAAGACAGGAAGGGUGGGCGUCCUCGCGCGGGCCGGGGGGGGCGGUGGGAAGUCAGCUGGCUGCCAUGCUUGGGAGAGCACACACCUCACCUUGAGGAGGUGGUGCGCUGGGGCUGGCGGUCCCAGUGCCCCCUACGUGCCUGGGGAUAGACCCUCCUUGUGUACCCUGGUCUCAGCCCCUCGGUACCUUCUUUCCUGGGCUGGGCUGCUGGGCCGGAGCAGUCACUGCUUCUGUCUCCUUAGGAGGUACCCCCGAGGCAGGGCGGUGUCCUGUUCCUUUGGAAAAUGCUGUUGACUGUGGACUGCUCCCCUACACGUGUGCACAGCACCCCACCCCCCACCCUGCGUGCCCGGCUGGGCUUCAGGGGCGCUCCCUGCCGUCUCGUUCGCCCAUGAGCUGCCCUAUUUUCUCUACAGUUUCUUUAUAGAAGUAAGUUGAAGGACAAAGCGUUGAACAAGCCACAGGGGCUGGGAGGAUUUUGUGCCCAGGGCCCUCCGUGUUCUGCACCAGUGCCAGGUGACAAUGAGGCACCCGUCACUUGGUUUCUUGGCCUCUGUGGCUGACAUCCCUCCCCUUGGACUGGCUCCAAGUGCAAGCAGCACUGGACUGGGUCUUAGGGGGAGGGGCCGCAGGAGGCUCCUCCACUGCCCAGCUCCUGGGUGGUGCUCAGCCGUUGCUCCGAUCCCAGAGGGGAUGAUAUGACAGCUGUGUCUCCUUGCACCGGAGCCUUCCGAGGCCCUGACAGAGCCCUCGCAGCAGGUGGGAAUUCCCGUGCUGGGCAAGAUUCAAACCCUGCAGCGUGUUCUGUCUGUGGUCUCUUAGGAAUGGAGGCCUUGAGGCCCCGCACUUCAUGCACGUCCUGUCAUGAAGGUAAUGGCCAAGAAUAAACACCGCCCCCUCCCCACCAGGGGUGGGAGGUCCAGGCUCCGUGGGCUGUGCGGGAACUGGUACCUGUCGGUGGGCAGCAGGCACGUGCUCCCCUGUGCUCCAUUUUCUGUCCUUUCCCUCUUGCACAAGGCCAUGAGGUCCACUCGUGCUGGGCAGGGUCAGGCUGAGCCCUCCUCGCUAUGCCACUGCUGCUGUCCCUAAUAGCAGUAACCAGGAGCGCCACCCCCACCCCGUCUUCUGUGCAUCAGGCACUGUGCUCACCCCUUACGUGUGCUAACUCAUUUAAUCCCCAUUUCAUGUCUUCGUGGGCCCAAUUUACAGCUGGUUUGCAAGGCUGGGUGGGGGAAGGGCCGGGGGGGCGGGCGGGAAGCGAAGGAGAGCCCUGGAGCUGGGUGUUAGUCGUGUGCGCAAAUCACAUCUGAUUAGGUACUGGAGCCAGGGACCCCAUUUAAAGUGAGAUUUUCCACAUCACCACAUCCCUGCCCGGGAUGCCAAGAUCUGCCACCUGCUUUACUAGAAUAAUUGCACUCAACACAUAAUUAAUAGAGUCUCAGGGAUGUUGCAACAAUAUGAUCACAGUUGUGUGUGUGCCCAGGCUCAGUGGCCUGAGGCUGGGUGAGGUGGGACAGGGGCAUAAGCCCAGAAUGACAGGGAAGCCAGAUUGGUUCAGCAGCCAUUGCUCGUUAAAGGCAUCCCAUGUGCCAGGUCCAAGGCCAAAGAUGAGGAUGACAUGGUGGGGGCCUUCAGGUGGCUGGGGACAUGGGCAAUGUGUGAUGCUGACCACUAGACUUUCAUGUCAGUUAUUCUGUACGCACUGUGUGCAAAGCGUCGGGAUAGGCCUUGGUGACUGAGUAAUAUAAAGGGGGCUUUGAAAGUUCAUGGAAAAUGGAGUUAAAAGGUAUGUUUAUUUUGGUGCAGAAAAAUUUGAAAUCCAUGCAUAUGGAGGAUCUGCUAACAGUUCAUGGAAAAUGCCUGUUAUGGGAAAAAAUUCAUAGAUUCCAAAAUUUUCUGCACCAAAGUAAACUUAUACUUUUUAAUUCUUUUUUCCUGUGAACUUUCUGAAAUCCCCUAAAUCAAAGUCCCGCUGCCUCUGAUAUAAUUAGAGUGGUCUGGUGAGUGUUCCCGGAGCACGGAGUGGGGGAGGGAGAGUUUGGGAGGGGGCAGAUGAUGUUUCAAUCAGUUAAGUGCUAUUAAUUGCUACGAUAUUAAUUAUUGUAAUUAAAUCCAGGGGAGAAAUACCACUUAGAACCUGUCGUGGGUAAGUCCGACAAGAUCAAACGUUAACAGAAAUAUACGGCAAAUGAGACUCGGAGGUUUCCGGAGGAGUGUAAGUUGGUGCUGUGGUCUGACAGUGUCCCCUGACAGCAGCCAGCCAAGGUGAUGGCCUUGGAGGCGGGGCUGUGGGGAGGCGGGCAGGCCAUGAGUGAGACCCUCGUGAAGGUGAUCGGUGGCCUGACAGGAGGCGCCACGGAGUGCCCCCUGCCCUUGCACUGUGCGAGGGUGCGGUGGGAAGGGGCGUGUCUGCACAGAGCUAGCCCUCACUGCACACCAGGUCUGCUGGCACCUUGAUCUUGGAUUUCCCAGCCUCAGAACUGUGAGAAAUAAAUGUCUGUCGUGUGUGCCUUGC